Messenger RNA from Aphanomyces invadans, 4160 nucleotides. RefSeq lists its product as hypothetical. Bases 24 to 4010 code for a protein of 1328 amino acids. Gene Ontology annotation, molecular function: protein binding; glycosyltransferase activity. Gene Ontology annotation, biological process: protein O-linked glycosylation. Lineage: Eukaryota; Oomycota; Saprolegniomycetes; Saprolegniales; Verrucalvaceae. The record is from RefSeq and is a predicted model, not a curated record. The transcript is spliced from 9 exons.
CGUAACGGCGGUGGCGGGUCGCUAUGGCCGCAUGUAGUCUGACGCCGUGCACGUUGGCAAUCGUUCUGCUGAUCCUCUUCACUUGGUUGAACAUCGAAGCAGUCGGGUACACGUACCCUUCGACAGCUGUCAAUCACUUCCAAGUGAUUGCCGCCUUGGAGGAGUACACACUCGGUCAGAAAGCCACUGAUGAAGGCAGGAUUGACGAUGCCAUUGCACACUACCAGCAAUCCAUUCAAGCCUAUGCGAAAUUUGGUCCGUCGUACAACAACAUGGGCAUUCUCUUGCAUAAACGUGGUAACAAUGACGAAGCGAAGAGGUCGCACGAAAUUGCGGCAGAGGUGUCUCUUGAAGAAGGGGACUGGGAAACGUUUGCCUCGGCACACAACAACCUAGGGUACUUGGUUCGGCUUGGUCACGCGAAGAGCUACGAAAAGACUUUGCUGGCAGUGCAUCACUUCGACUUGGCCCUGCAGGUGACCCCGCCCAAUUGCACUGUCGGAGUGUACGUUUCGGCCCUGUACAACAAAGGGUCGGCUCUGUAUGGCAUCGGGCAGCUCGACCAAGCGCAGCAACUUCUCCGGCACGUCUUGACCCUUGAUCCAUCUCAUGGAAGCGCACAUUUGGACAUGGGCAACAUUUACUUUCAUCAGGGCCACCUGGACAAAGCACUGUACCAUCAGCACCUCCUCGUGCAGCUCGGCACAACAAUCCGAGAGGUAGUCGGGGCUCUGAACAAUCAAGGUCAGUUUCUCAAAGAGAUCGGUUAUGUCAAAGACGCGCUGGUGUCGCACACGCAAGCCCUGCAUCUCCAACCCACCGACGGCAACACGCUUCUCAACGUUAUCACUGCGAGGCGGCAGUUGUGCUUGUGGGACGACGCUGACGACUGGCACGGUCGCUUGCUGGAGCUCACGAGCGCUUCGUUGCAUGCGUCAACGCUGGACAAACGGCUUGCGAAUCUUCCAGCGCUGCUUCCUUAUGAUGCCACAUUAAUGGCCAUUUCCGACGAGAUGAAGAGGGACAUUGCGGUGUCCAACUCCCUGCAAUGGGAACAGUCCAGCCCGUAUUUUCCCUUGAAAGCGUCCGCAGCGUCAGCCGCUCCACUGACCAAGUUGAACAUCGGAUACUUCGGCUACGACUUUCGGAACCACCCAAUGGGUCAGCUUACAAUCGGAGCCCUUGAGCACCACAACCACUCGCGCAUCCACUUGCACGCGUAUGCGUAUGGCCCGAACGACCUCUCGACCUGGCGCAACCGCAGCGAAGCGGCAUGUGACGUCUUCCGAGACUUGUUUGAAGCGUCGGACGUUGAUAUUGCCGCGCAGAUCCAUGCCGAUGGAAUCCACAUUGCCGUCGAUCUCAUGGCGCACACACGUGGCGCUCGCGUAGGCAUUUCUGGCCUCAAACCCGCGCCAAUUCUCGUCAAUUAUUUAGGCUACCCCGGAACCAUGGGCUCUUCCUUCACGGACUAUGCAAUCGUCGACCGAUUUGUCGUGCCACCGAUGGUCGCCGCCUCCACGUUUACAGAGAAGCUCGUGUACCUCCCGCACACGUACCAAGUCAACAUGUACGAGUGGAGCGUAGACACGGUCGCGAAGCACACGUUUGGCGACCGUUGGUUGUUUGUGUUUUGCAACUUCAACACGAUCAACAAAAUGGAGCCUGUGGCUUUCGGCGUCUGGAUGGCCAUUCUGCGGCGCGUGCCCCAUGGCGUUCUGUGGCUGUUAGAGCCGUCGCGUGUGGAUGCUGGCGUUGUCCGUACCUUCCGGACGGAGGCCGCGGCGCGCGGUGUCAAUCCGGACCGAUUGAUCUUUGCGUCGAGGCUCCCGCACGACCAACACCUCACUCGCCUGCGCAACGCACAUUUGUUCUUGGAUUCCAUCAUCUACACGGCGCACACAACGGCCAGCGACAUGAUCUGGGCGCAUUUGCCAAUCGUGACGUUGUGGGGAUCGACCUUUGCCAGCCGCGUCGCCGGUAGUUUAAUGGACACCGCGUUGGGAUCGACGCUGUGGACGACUCAUUCGAUCAAGGAAUACGAAGACUUGGCUGUGCGCCUCGCGACGACAGACCGCGCCACACUCAACUCUUUCCGAUUCACGCUGGCCCAACGCGCUGCUGUCUCGCCGCUGUUUGAUAGCCGCCGCACGACGUUUCACUUGGAGCACGCGUACGCGUGCAUGGCGAGCUUGGGCAGCGGCCGACUGCAUAUUAUCGUGGACCCGCGCGAUUACAACGCGUUGCAACGGCCAACAUUGCAGGACAUGGUUCAGAGAACGCUGGCACUUCAUGAAAACGGGGACUUUGAAGCGGCCACUCUCGGGUACGCGCGCAUCCUAGCGGUGGAACCAAGCCACCCGGAUGCACUCCACUUGUUUGGACUGGCGCGUUACCAGCAGCACAACUACGGUGACGCGUUGGAUUACAUGUUGGCAUCGUUGCAAGUGGCGAAAAAUGUGGGCUUUUUCCACGGCAAUCUCGGACAAGUCUACCACGCUCUCCACGACUACGCCAGCGCUGCACACGAGUUUGCGACGGCGCUGGCGCUGGACCCGAAUCAACCGCAGGUGUUCCUCAACUACAUGACGCUGCUUCAAGCGACCAAGCAACAGAAUGUCCUUGUGCAAGUGUUUGGCGAGUUCGGGGAGAAAUUGGCGGGAGCGUUGCCGGCUGCGUCGCAAUGGGAUCUGCAGUUCGAAGUCGCGUAUGCUCUAGUUGGCCAAGGCGAGCUUCAAAAGGCCAUGGAUUGCUUGGCAGCGAUCGACGCCAUGACCCCACCCGUGGACAUCCUUGUUCGAGCGCGCUACAACAGCGCUGCGAUUUUGAGCCGCUUGGGGCAGCACGACCAAGCCAACUAUGUCUCGAUGAAGACGGUGCGACUGGAACAUGAGGCCCAACAGGUCCACGCAAACUUGUUGAAGUUUCAUGGAGAGGAUGGCCAUCGCCCUCGGCUUGUCAUAUACUGCUAUGAAUAUGGCCAGGGAUGGUGGGGCGAAUGGGGCCCCUAUUCGACAGAGACUGGGGUCGGAGGCUCCGAGGAAGCAGUAAUUUACAUGUCCAGGGAACUCGUGGCGGUGGGAUAUCGAGUUGAAAUCUUUGGGAAUCCUCCUGAAGCUAUGACGGAUUCGUACGGCGUGCACUGGUUUCCCCACACGUGGUUCGAUCCUGACGAGCCUUCAGAUGUCUUCAUUGCAUGGCGGUACCAUAUUUCGACAGCGUUGGCAUCCCGCGCAAGCGCUGUCUUCGUCUGGCUCCACGACAUGGUUAACGAGGCUUCAUUUACUCCAUCAUAUGUGGAUACGAUCGACGGCAUCUUCUGCCUUUCGCAAGCCCAUGCCGCAGGCUUUGCACCACACGCCAUGGUCAAAAUCAUAUCCACUGGCAACGGACUCGUCCCGUCUGCGUUUGCGAGCCACGGUGCCAACUCCCCGACCCAUUUUGUGUACGGCAGCUCUCCAAAUCGGGGUUUGGAGACUGUUCUCGAGUCUUGGGGCGAUAUCCGCCGUCGCAUUCCGAACGCCACGCUCCAUGUGUAUUACGGGUUCACCCAAGCGUUUGUCCGCUUUGCCCAACCUUCUGAUGCGUGGCGACAGCGCAUGGACAUUCUCUUGCAACAAGACGGCAUCACGUACUACGGUCUUGUGGACCACGACACGCUUGCCAAGGGAUAUGCGUCGGCUGGAUUUUACUUGUACCCCACCACGUAUUUUGAAACGAGCUGUGUGUCGAUCAUGAAAGCCAUGGCGAAUGGCGCCAUUCCCAUUACUUCCAAGCGCGGGGCUCUCCACGAAGUAGUCGCGUCGUUCGAUUUGGGUCCACAAGAAGCAUUGGAAGGGGCCAUGACGGAAGCAUGGAGACUCAAGUGGGUCGACGCUGUCGUCGCCGCCGUCACGUUGGACACGUCGCAACAUCGGCGCGACAUGCAAGUCCAUGCCCAACGGGAAUUCUUAUGGUCCAAAGUCGCGAGGCAGUGGCAACAAGUGUUCAACAGGAUCGACCGACGGUAGCAUUAUACAGGAUACGACCUAGGGGACAAUGCUCUAGCUGGGGGACUACUUGGUGAGUUUGAGGCACCGCUUGCAGUACCAAUCGUCGACCGGAACUUUAUCGAGCUUGGCGCACUUCUAAACAAGAUCAUCACGUGAGUUCAUCCGGUC